This is a messenger RNA of Bolinopsis microptera, 3579 nucleotides long. Its product is annotated as collagen alpha-1(I) chain-like. Gene Ontology annotation, molecular function: extracellular matrix structural constituent conferring tensile strength. Gene Ontology annotation, cellular component: basement membrane. The coding region runs from base 1 to 3579 and encodes 1192 amino acids. Lineage: Eukaryota; Metazoa; Ctenophora; Tentaculata; Lobata; Bolinopsidae. The record is from RefSeq and is a predicted model, not a curated record. Gene Ontology annotation, biological process: extracellular matrix organization. The transcript is spliced from 16 exons.
AUGGGUGGUAUGGUAGAAGGUAUCGUAGCUGACAUAAGCCACCGAAGGUCGCCUAUACCAAGUGGGGAGCUAGAGAUAAAGCUUAAGCUGUACUUUAGGCAUUCAAGUAUCUCUCUAGUAGAGCAGUUGGGAUCGUUCAUUGCCCGGUACGACUACGAGUUGGACAGACAACCAGUUGUAAGACAAAAUGAGGUAGAAGAAGCCGAAGAUCAACUUCAACUCGCCGUCAUCGCCCUCAACACCUUCCCAAUAAAACCUACGCCUUCUACCACCUGCACUACCACCCUCUACCACCUGCACUACCACCCUCUACCACCUGCACUACCACCCUCUACCACCUACACUACCACCCUCUACCACCUGCACUACCACCCUCUACCACCUGCACUACCACCCUCUACCACCUGCACUACCACCCUCUACCACCUGCACUACCACCUGCACUACCACCUGCACUACCACCCUCUACCACCCUCUACCACCCUCUACCACCCUCUACCACCCUCUACCACCCUCUACCACCCUCUACCACCCUCUACCACCUGCACUACCACCCUCUACCACCCUCUACCACCUGCACUACCACCCUCUACCACCUGCACUACCACCCUCUACCACCUGCACUACCACCCUCUACCACCUGCACUACCACCCUCUACCACCUGCACUACCACCCUCUACCACCUGCACUACCACCCUCUACCACCCUCUACCACCUGCACUACCACCCUCUACCACCUGCACUACCACCCUCUACCACCUGCACUACCACCCUCUACCACCUGCACUACCACCCUCUACCACCCUCUACCACCUGCACUACCACCCUCUACCACCUGCACUACCACCCUCUACCACCCUCUACCACCUGCACUACCACCCUCUACCACCUGCACUACCACCCUCUACCACCCUCUACCACCUGCACUACCACCCUCUACCACCUGCACUACCACCCUCUACCACCUGCACUACCACCCUCUACCACCUGCACUACCACCCUCUACCACCUGCACUACCACCCUCUACCACCUGCACUACCACCCUCUACCACCUGCACUACCACCCUCUACCACCCUCUACUACCUGCACUACCACCCUCUACCACCUGCACUACCACCCUCUACCACCCUCUACCACCUGCACUACCACCCUCUACCACCUGCACUACCACCCUCUACCACCUUCUACCACCUGCACUACCACCCUCUACCACCUGCACUACCACCCUCUACCACCUGCACUACCACCCUCUACCACCUGCACUACCACCCUCUACCACCUGCACUACCACCCUCUACCACCUGCACUACCACCCUCUACCACCCUCUACCACCCUCUACCACCCUCUACCACCCUCUACCACCCUCUACCACCCUCUACCACCCUCUACCACCCUCUACCACCCUCUACCACCCUCUACCACCCUCUACCACCCUCUACCACCUGCACUACCACCCUCUACCACCCUCUACCACCCUCUACCACCCUCUACCACCCUCUACCACCCUCUACCACCCUCUACCACCCUCUACCACCCUCUACCACCCUCUACCACCCUCUACCACCCUCUACCACCCUCUACCACCCUCUACCACCCUCUACCACCCUCUACCACCCUCUACCACCCAGAUUAUGUCACAAUCACACUACCGAGCGUGCCGUGCCGGUCGACCAGGACUUGGUGGUGACAGAGGAGCAAAUGGUAUUCCUGGAACUGAUGGAAACCCCGGUAGUCCAGGAUUGCCUGGUAACGGAGGAACGGACGGUACACCGGGUGAAGUAGGAGAUAUGGGUAACGCCGGACUUCCGGGAAGAAACGGAUAUCCUGGCCGACCUGGAUACAGAGGAGACGCAGGAAGCACAGGAAAAUCAGGGUCACCAGGACAACCAGGGUCACCGGGAUGUCCAGGACUAGAUGGAGAUGCAGGACGUAACAUGGCCGGAACCCGUGGAGCAAGGGGAGACCGUGGUGAACCGGGUACACAAGGAACUGAAGGUACUAAUGGUGAUCCCGGAAGAGACGGAAACCCCGGACGAGAUGGACUUGCUGGUCGACCUGGAUAUGCUGGAAACAGAGGACUUCCAGGGACCCCGGGAACACCAGGAACCUCUGGAGCAAAAGGAGAAAGGGGACAAAAGACCGUUAUUCCUGGAAAGCCUGGAAAUCCUGGAUAUCCUGGACGUGGCUUCCCUGGCAGAGCUGGCCUCCGGGGAGAUCCUGGAACCGAAGGAACACCAGGUAACCCAGGACAGCCUGGUGACAAGCUGGAGCUAGGACCUGGACCUGCUGGUAACCCUGGUUUACCAGGUCGACCAGGAUCUAGAGCAGCCGGUGGAGACGCUGGUCCUCCCGGACCCCCUGGACCCCCAGGUUAUGAUGGAAUCUCUAGAGAUGGAUACCCAGGAAGGGCCGGUACACCCGGUUACCGAGGAGAAUCUGGGCGUCCAGGUACACCUGGUACCAAGGGAGAAAUUGGAGAUGCUGGAACUCCAGGAACCCCUGGUUUCGGAACUAACGGUCUGCCUGGUGAAAAUGGACGCGACGGAAGAAACGGCAGUCCAGGACGAAGCGGAUAUCCAGGUAACCCAGGAACUCCCGGUAAGCUGGGAUCAGAACCAGGAAUACCCGGAGCAGAUGGCACUUCCGGACUGGCUGGAGCUGAUGGGAAUCCAGGCUACCCUGGCAGAGCCGGGUACGCAGGAAGACCAGGAGAAACUGCAGUGGGAACACCUGGUAAAGCAGGAGUAAGAGGAGAGGACGGAGUACCAGGCAUGGAUGGAUCACCUGGAAACCCUGGGUUACGAGGAACCAAUGGACGCCCUGGUAACAAAGGUGCAGCAGGAGACCCAGGUGCCCCUGGGUUCGGAACACCAGGCAAAGACGGAACUCCUGGAUCUCCUGGAUCAACUGGAGGAAAGGGACUCAGAGAAGAUAACGGUAGAAACGGAAACCCUGGACGAAGUGGACGACCUGGAUUUGACGGUGCUCGAGGAACCCCAGGGAGUGACGCUGGUAAAGGAGAAAUGGGAGAUGCUGGAUUUGACGGAAACCCAGGGUUCCGAGGAAACCCGGGAAGUCCUGGUAAAAGAGGAUCCCCAGGACCUGCAGGUCUUGCUGGGGAGCCUGGCAGUCCGGGUAGAAAUGGAUUCCCUGGUAGGGAUGGUAACCCUGGUAGAGCUGGAGUUCGUGGAGACAGGGGCAACCCUGGAACACCUGGACUUAAUAUGAACCAGCCCGGAGCCCCAGGAGCUCCCGGAGCAAAAGGACGACCAGGAAACCCCGGCUGGGGCGGAUUCCCUGGCAGUCCUGGUUCACCCGGAAGACCCGGAAACCCCGGAAGACAGGCAGGUCUCCCUGGAUACCACGGAACUCCUGGAGCCGAGGGGAAAUGUGGGGAUCCCGGACCAGACGGGACGCUCCUGGGAGGUGGCUUCAGUAUCGAGCGAGGCAGACCCGGUCCUCCAGGGAGAUCAGGGGUGACCAUGAGAUCCGAAUACGCUCAAAAUUCAAAUUCAACAAUACACUAUCCACUCGCAAACCAAUCAAGCUCCUUCCUGCAGCUUCGACUUGAAUGA